This is a messenger RNA of Ziziphus jujuba (common jujube), 1650 nucleotides long. RefSeq names its product pentatricopeptide repeat-containing protein At3g42630. Bases 265 to 1506 code for a protein of 413 amino acids. The record is from RefSeq and is a predicted model, not a curated record. Lineage: Eukaryota; Viridiplantae; Streptophyta; Magnoliopsida; Rosales; Rhamnaceae. The transcript is spliced from 2 exons. Gene Ontology annotation, molecular function: protein binding.
GGGUGGUUGGAGAAAGAUUGGAUGAACAUUUUAAAAUUCCUUUCCUUGAUUUAUGAGAGGGAGUCCAUACACCCAAGAAAAACAAAAGAGAAAACGAAACUUUAUUUUAGACCCAAAAAAAAAAAAAAAAAUCUUCAAAGAACCACGUCGUUUUGGAGGCAGCAGGUGAGCGAUCAACUCAUCAAAGUCUACAAUGUUGGGCUCUAAUUCGUGUACGUUUGUGUAUGUAAUGUAGGAACUGGGCAGAAGAAGAACGCGAAAUGAAUGGCUCAAACUCUCGGCCUUCCUCAGCUUACGGUGUCUCUCCCCAAACCCAAUUCGCAAAAUCGACUUUUAGCUCGAAAGAUCAUCAGGCAAUGGAAGAAGAAAGGUCUUGGCUCUGAUGGGAAACACAAAGUUGUAAACUUUGUUCCACUGGUUCACAGCUUGAGCACCCAAAAAUUGUUUGCUGUAGCCGACGAUGUCUUGCUUGAGUUACAGUCUCAGGGCUUUCUUUCUGGCCAUUCAACCUUAUCUACCCUAAUGCUCUGCUUUGCUGAUAAUGGGUUUUUCCCCCAAGCCCAGUCACUUUGGGAUCAAAUGCUUUAUAGCUCUUCUCCUCCUGAUAUUCAUACCCUAUCCAAACUCUUCCAUUUUUAUGCCAAGACUGGCCAUUUUGGUAAAAUAUGCGAAAUUCUAGCUCAGCUGAAUUCCACAAGCUUACACCUUUUACCUGAGGCUUAUUCUCUGGCUGUCUCUUGCUUUGGGAAUUGGGGCCAGCUUGAGUUGAUGGAAAGCACAGUUGAAGAAAUGGUUUCGAAGGGUUUCUCCGUUGACUCUGCUACUUCCAAUGCCUUUGUGCGGUACUACAGCAUGUAUGGUUCCCUGAGGGAGAUGGAGACUGCUUAUGGGCGGCUCAAGAGUUCCAGGCAUUUAAUAGACAAAGAUGGGAUCAGAGCAAUGUCACUUGCCUACUUGAAGCAAAGGAAGCUUUACACAUUGGGUGAGUUCCUGAGGGAUGUGGGUCUUGCUAGAACAAAUGUUGGAAACCUUUUGUGGAACCUUUUGUUGUUGUCUUAUGCUGCCAACUUCAAGAUGAAAAGCCUACAGAGAGAAUUCCUGAGAAUGAUGGAAUCUGGGUUCCGUCCGGAUCUUACUACCUUCAAUGUUCGAGCUCUGGCCUUUUCGAGAAUGUCUUUGUUGUGGGAUCUCCAUCUUAGCCUGGAACACAUGAAUCACGAAAAAGUUGUUCCUGAUCUUGUUACCUAUGGCUGUGUUGUGGAUGCAUAUUUGGAUAAAAGACUUGGAAGAAAUUUGGACUUUGCUCUCAAUAAAAUGAAUUUGGAUGCCUCUCCCGUACUACUCACCGAUCCAUUUGUGUUUGAAGUUUUGGGUAAGGGAGAUUUCCACUCAAGUUCAGAGGCAUUUUUGGAGUAUAAGAGGCAGAAGGUGUGGACUUACAGGAAACUGAUUGCAGUCUAUGUGAAAAAGCAAUAUCGGAGGAAUCAGAUAUUUUGGAAUUACUGACAAUUGGCCUGAUGUUUGUUUAUAGAAAUUUUGGAACAAUUAAUGGAAAAGAAACUUCUUUAUAGUUGUCAAUGCAGCAUGAGUGUAUAUAUAUCCUGUAUAGUAAUGUUUUAGUUUCCAGGAAGAUGUUUCUAUUGCUCUUCA